Molecule: messenger RNA, 5410 nt
Organism: Ochotona princeps (American pika)
Lineage: Eukaryota; Metazoa; Chordata; Mammalia; Lagomorpha; Ochotonidae
Gene: MAP3K4
Product: mitogen-activated protein kinase kinase kinase 4
Exons: 26
Coding region: 256-4896 (1546 amino acids)
Biological process (GO): MAPK cascade; protein phosphorylation
Molecular function (GO): ATP binding; protein kinase activity
Source: RefSeq, a predicted model, not a curated record
CCGCCUCCCCGGCCGCCGUCCCCGCCCCGUCGGAUUCCAGCGGCCGCGCCGCCCCGGGAGGCUUGUCCCUCGCCGCCCGCCGUAGCCCCGGCGCUCGGCCGGCCGCCGUCCCCAAGAUGGCCGCGCCGCUCUCGGCUCCUGCGGGGGGCUAGAGGCGGAGGCGGAGCCGAGUCACUCCCGCAUUUCGGGACUCGGUUGGCCCGCGCCAGGCUGCAGCUCGCUGCCCGCCGCGGCCAUGCGGGGCUCCGUGCACGGAUGAGAGAAGCCGCCGCAGAGCUGGUGGCCGCUCCCGCCUUGGCCGUCACCCCUGCUGCCGCCAUGGAGGAGCCGCCGCCGCCACCAGCACCGGCACCGGCGGCGGAACCCGAGCCCGAGCCCGAGCUCUGCCCGGCGGCGAGGCAGGAGUGUGCUUCGGGAGACUUCCCUUGCAAGAGGCCUGACUCGGAUGCAGAGGACUCUUCCGAUGAAACAAAUACGGAACAUCUGUACAGCGCCUCUCCCCCCAGCACGCCUCGCCAGAUGAAGCGCAUGUCCGCCAAGCACCAGAGGAACAGCGCAGGGAAGCCGUCCAGUCGGUGCAGUCUGAAAGAAAAAAUGAACGCAGCCAACCAAGCUCCGCACAGAGAGGCUGGGAAGGUGGUGGAGAGCGUGGAGGAGUACAGCUACAAGCAGGACAAGAAGAUCCGGGCGGCUCUCAGGACCACGGAGCGUGACCACAAGAAGAGUGCACAGUGCUCCUUCAUGCUGGACUCGGUGGGCGGCUCUCUGCCAAAGAAACCCAUUCCCGAGGUGGACCUGAAUAAGCCUUACCUCAGCCUGGGCUGCAGCAACUCCAAGCUCCCGGUCUCGGUGCCCAUGCCCAUCGCCAGGACUGCGCGCCAGACUUCCCGGACUGACUGUCCUGCAGAUCGCUUAAAGUUUUUUGAAACUUUACGACUUUUACUAAAGCUUACCUCAGUCUCCAAGAAGAAGGACAGGGAGCAAAGAGGCCAGGAAAAUACAUCUGCCUUCUGGUUUAACCGAUCCAACGAACUCAUCUGGUUGGAGCUGCAAGCCUGGCAUGCAGGACGGACCAUCAACGACCAGGACCUAUUUUUAUAUACAGCCCGUCAGGCCAUCCCGGACAUCAUCAACGAAAUCCUUACUUUCAAGGUGAAUUAUGGGAGCUUUGCCUUUGUCCAAAAUGGCGCUAGUUUCAAUGGCCCUCCAGCAGAAGGGCAGAGCACGGCCCCUUGUGGCAUGAAGAGCACGGGUGACUCGACGUACCACAAGCAUCUUCAGCGCCAGAGGGUGUCAUUCGAGCAGGUGAAGCGGAUCAUGGAGCUGCUGGAGUACAUCGAAGCACUUUAUCCGUCACUGCAGGCUCUCCAGAAGGACUACGAGAAAUAUGCCGCCAAGGACUUCCAGGACAGGGUGCAGGCACUCUGUCUGUGGCUCAACAUCACAAAAGACUUAAACCAGAAAUUAAGGAUUAUGGGCACUGUUUUGGGCAUCAAGAAUCUGUCAGACAUUGGCUGGCCAGUGUUUGAAAUCCCUUCCCCUCGCCCAUCCAAAGGCAAUGAGCCGGAGGACGAGGGGGACGACACCGAAGGAGAACUGAAGGAGUUGGAGAGUAGCACGGAUGACAGUGAAGAGGAGCUGGCCUCUGGUCGGAGGGGGCCGCAUGCCCGGCGGUGCUCGGAGAGCAGCCUCGACGACCGCGUGAGCCGCAGGCUGGAGCGGCUCGAGUCGGAGGAGGAGCCCCUGGGCUGGGGCGCCCCGGACAGCGGCAGCGAGGCUGGCUGCAGUCGGCACUGCCUCACCUCGAUUUACAGACCGUUUGUGGACAAGGCCCUCAAGCAGAUGGGCUUAAGAAAGUUAAUUUUAAGACUUCACAAGCUCAUGGAUGGUUCCUUACAAAGAGCACGUAUUGCUCUGGUCAAGAGUGACCGUCCCAUGGAGUUUUCUGAAUUCCCAGAUCCCAUGUGGGGCUCGGAUUAUGUGCAGCUGUCCAGGACCUCGCCUUCAGCUGAGCAGAAACGCAGCACCGUGUCCUGGGAGGAGCUGAGGGCCAUGGACCUGCCCUCCUUCGAGCCUGCCUUCCUGGUCCUCUGCCGGGUGCUCCUGAACGUCAUCCAUGAGUGCCUCAAGCUGAGACUGGAGCAGAGGCCUGCCGGAGAGCCGUCCCUGCUCAGCAUUAAGCAGCUGGUGAGGGAGUGUAAGGAGGUGCUGAAGGGAGGCCUCCUGAUGAAGCAGUACUACCAGUUCAUGCUACAGGAGGUUCUGCACGACCUGGAGAGAACCAGCUGCAACAUUGAUGCCUUCGAGGAGGAUCUGCAUAAGAUGUUGAUGGUAUAUUUUGAUUACAUGAGAAGCUGGAUCCAGAUGUUACAGCAGUUACCUCAAGCCUCCCAUAGUUUAAAAAACCUGUUGGAAGAAGAAUGGAGCUUCACCAAAGAGAUCACUCCUUACAUCCGCGGGGGAGAGGCGCAGGCUGGCAAACUCUUCUGUGACAUUGCGGGAAUGCUGCUGAAAUCCACAGGUUGCUUCUUAGAGUUCGGCCUGCAGGAGAGCUGCGCUGAAUUUUGGACCAGCGCAGAUGACAGCAGUGCCUCUGAUGAAAUAAGGAGGUCUGUGAUCGAGAUCAGCCGGGCACUGAAGGAGCUCUUUCAUGAAGCCAGGGAGAGAGCCUCGAAGGCCCUGGGCUUUGCCAAAAUGCUGAGGAAGGACCUGGAAAUAGCAGCAGAAUUUGUUCUUGCAGCUCCAGUGAGAGACUUCCUGGAUGUUCUGAAGUCAAAGCAGUAUGUGAAGGUACAGAUUCCUGGGUUGGAAAGCUUGCAGGUGUUUGUUCCGGAUGCACUGGCUGAAGAGAAGAGUACAAUCUUGCAGCUGCUGAAUGCUGCGGCUGGGAAGGACUCCAAGGACUCGGAUGACUCGCUACUUGAUGCCCACCUGCUGCUUGCCAAGCAGAAUACCCGGGUCCACGCCUCUCAAGAUGGCUGGGGCGGGUGGGAGGCGCAACCAGUCAAAGUUGCACCCCAGGUGGAGACAGUUGAUACCCUGAGAAGCAUGCAGGUGGAUCAUCUUCUGCUGGUUGUCAUGCAGUCGGCCCAUCUCACAAUUCAGAGAAAAGCCUUCCAGCAGGCCAUCGAAGGGCUUGUGACCCUUCGCCAGGAGCAGACAUCCAGUCAGCCCAUCAUCGCUAAAGCCCUGCAACAGCUGAAGAACGACGCCUUAGAGCUGUGCAACCGAAUAAGCAACGCCAUUGACCGUGUGGACCACAUGUUCACGUCAGAAUUUGACGCUGAAGUCGAUGAGUGUGAGUCCGCCACGCUGCAGCAGUACUACCGGGAAGCCAUGAUCCAGGGCUACAACUUUGGGUUUGAGUAUCAUAAAGAAGUUGUCCGGUUGAUGUCUGGCGAGUUUAGACAGAAGAUAGGAGACAAAUAUAUAAGCUUUGCCCGGAAGUGGAUGAAUUAUGUAUUGACUAAGUGUGAGAGUGGCAGAGGCACCAGACCAAGGUGGGCCACUCAAGGAUUUGAUUUUCUUCAAGCCAUUGAGCCUGCCUUUAUUUCAGCGUUGCCAGAGGAUGACUUCCUGAGUUUACAAGCCCUGAUGAAUGAGUGCAUUGGCCAUGUCAUAGGGAAGCCGCACAGUCCUGUUACAGCCAUUCACCGGAACAGCCCCCGGCCCGUGAAGGUGCCUCGGUGCCACAGCGACCCUCCUAACCCUCACCUGAUUAUCCCGACGCCAGAGGGCUUCAGGGGUUCCAGUGUCCCUGAAAAUGACCGCUUGGCGUCCAUAGCUGCAGAGCUGCAGUUUAGGUCCCUGAGUCGUCACUCCAGUCCCACCGAGGAGCGAGAUGAACCAGCGUACCCUAGGGGUGAUUCGAGUGGGUCGGCACGAAGAAGUUGGGAACUCCGGACCCUUAUCAGCCAGACCAAAGACUCCACCUCGAAGCAAGGCCCCAUGGGAGCCGUCCAGAAGUCGGUGCGAUUGUUCGAAGAAAAGCGGUAUCGAGAAAUGAGGAGGAAGAAUAUCAUCGGGCAAGUUUGUGACACCCCCAAAUCCUACGACAAUGUUAUGCAUGUUGGCUUGAGGAAGGUGACGUUCAAGUGGCAAAGAGGAAACAAGAUUGGAGAAGGACAGUACGGGAAGGUGUACACCUGCAUCAGUGUCGACACCGGGGAGCUGAUGGCCAUGAAGGAGAUCCGAUUUCAGCCCAAUGACCAUAAAACCAUCAAGGAGACAGCCGACGAACUGAAGAUCUUUGAGGGCAUCAAGCACCCCAACCUGGUCCGGUACUUUGGUGUGGAGCUGCACAGGGAGGAAAUGUAUAUCUUCAUGGAGUACUGCGAUGAGGGCACGCUGGAAGAGGUGUCGCGCCUGGGCCUGCAGGAGCACGUCAUUAGGCUGUACGCCAAGCAGAUCACCGUGGCCAUCAACGUCCUGCACGAGCAUGGCAUAGUCCACCGUGACAUCAAAGGUGCCAAUAUCUUCCUCACAUCAUCCGGACUCAUCAAACUGGGGGAUUUUGGAUGCUCAGUGAAGCUUAAAAACAAUGCACAGACCAUGCCUGGGGAAGUGAACAGCACGCUGGGGACAGCAGCAUACAUGGCCCCAGAAGUCAUCACUCGUGCCAAAGGAGAAGGCCACGGGCGUGCGGCGGACAUCUGGAGCCUGGGCUGUGUCGUCAUAGAAAUGGUGACUGGCAAGAGGCCUUGGCAUGAGUAUGAACACAACUUCCAGAUUAUGUAUAAAGUGGGAAUGGGACAUAAACCACCCAUCCCUGAAAGACUAAGCCGAGAAGGGAAGGACUUCCUUGCUCACUGCCUUGAAAGUGACCCAAAGAUGAGAUGGACAGCCAGCCAGCUCCUCGACCACUCGUUUGUCAAGGUUUGCACAGAUGAAGAAUGAGCCAGCAGGCUGCGGCCCCCAUGGCGUGGACCCAGAGACUCCCUCAAUUACUGCUGUAUGGGAUAUCGACACAGAGACCGAGCGGAAAAGCAGUAAAGGCCUUCUUCCCUCGCAAGACUGAAGACUGCCCAGCGUCAGUGACACUGAGUGACUGACGAGCGUCACUCCUGCUGAUCCUGUGGGUGUGCUGUGUGGCAGGGUCCACGAGGUUCGAGAAGCUGCAUGUUAAGUGCCAUUACUACUGUACACGGACCAUUGCCUCUGCCUCCUCCGUUUCUCGCGUGCCUGAGACCUGUGACAUCCGUGUAGUGUGUUUGACCUUCCUGGGUUCAGAGAAAGCUGUAGUGUUAUCAGGCGUCCCAGAGCUUGUUUUUAAUCUCCUGUUUGUCGAGUGCACUGACUGUGAAACCAUAUCUCUUUGUUGUUGGCAAGCUGCAGGUUUGUUACACAAAAGGCUGAUUAAUGAAACUGAAGAAAAAGGUUCUUUUUUCAAUAAAUGGUUUAUUUUAGGAAA